GACGCCAGACCGACGACAUGAAGGUGCCGAGGCCUCGUGGGCGGCGUGUGCUGGCGGCGGUGAGCAAGAGGCUCUCGACGAGAGCGAUGGGAUCGGCCACGCCUGCUACUGCGAGUGCUUCGGGGUACCCGAGCUUCGUGAAGAUCGUGGAGGUGGGACCACGUGACGGACUGCAGAACGAGAAGACCAAUGUUUCGACAGACGACAAGGUCAAGUUCAUCAAUUUGCUGUCCGAGACGGGUCUGUCCGCGAUCGAGGCGACGUCCUUCGUGUCUCCCAAGUGGAUCCCGCAGGUGAGAGGCUUGGCUGGUUCGUUGGUACUGGGAAGUAGUGACAAGAGUGAAUGUCUGCAGAUGGCCGACAAUGCGUACGUGUUGAAGGGAAUUUCGAGGAAGGAGGGCGUGUCGUACCCGGUUCUCACGCCGAAUAUCAAGGGUUUUGACAGUGCUGUAGCGGCCGGGGCGAAGGAGGUGGCCAUCUUCGGCGCCGCGUCUGAGGCGUUCAGUCAGAAGAACAUUAAUUGCUCGAUUGAAGAAAGCUUGGAGCGCUUCCGUCCGGUGUGUGAGAAGGCGAAUACUCUCGGGAUCCGUGUUCGUGGGUAUGUGUCGUGCGUGCUGGGGUGUCCGUACCAAGGUCCCGUGGAGCCUUCUACUGUUGCUGCCGUUGCUCUGAAGAUGCUCGAAAUGGGCUGCUACGAAGUGUCGUUGGGCGAUACAAUCGGUGUUGGGAACCCAGCAUCCACACUGGCGAUGCUGCAGGCCACGAAGCAGGUUGUUCCAGUUGAUCGUCUCGCUGUGCACUUCCACGACACAUACGGGCAAGCAUUGUCCAACAUCUUGAUCGCCCUGCAAGAGGGCAUCGCUGUUGUUGACAGCUCUGUUGCUGGACUGGGAGGCUGUCCGUACGCCAGCGGAGCUUCUGGAAACGUGGCGACCGAAGAUGUGCUGUACAUGGUGCAUGGUCUCGGCAUCCAGACGGGAGUGGAUCUUCAAAAGGUGAUAGAAGCAGGAGACUUCAUCACGAACCUGCUCGGCCGUCCAACCCACUCCAAGGUGGCUCAAGCUAUGGGGUCGAAGUCCAAGAAGACCAGCCGUCUGUAAUGCUGACGCACAUCAUCAAGUUGGCCCAAGUCAAGCGAUAAUCUGAACUCCUUUUCAUCCAAUCAUAACCCAAUAAAACGAUUUUUCUACCAA
Molecule: messenger RNA, 1193 nt
Organism: Phytophthora nicotianae INRA-310
Lineage: Eukaryota; Oomycota; Peronosporomycetes; Peronosporales; Peronosporaceae
Exons: 5
Coding region: 18-1100 (360 amino acids)
Biological process (GO): ketone body biosynthetic process; L-leucine catabolic process
Molecular function (GO): hydroxymethylglutaryl-CoA lyase activity
Source: RefSeq, a predicted model, not a curated record